GGGUUGUUUCGUUCGUGUUUUAAGCGUUUUGAAGCAAGAUGAAGGUUGAAGAAGUAAAAAGUACGGUGAAAACCCAAAGGAUAAGUGCCCACAGUCACAUUAAGGGCUUGGGUUUGGACGAACGCGGCUUCGCGAUACAAUUCGCAGCGGGUUUGGUUGGACAGGAGCAAGUUAGGGAGGCCGCUGGUAUCGUCGUGGACAUGAUUAAAAGCAAGAAAAUGGCAGGAAGGGCUAUUUUGUUGGCUGGACCGCCUGGAACAGGCAAAACCGCUGUGGCUCUGGCAAUCGCCCAGGAAUUGGGCAACAAGGUGCCAUUCUGCCCGAUGGUGGGCUCAGAAGUGUUCAGCUCCGAAAUCAAAAAGACCGAAGUUUUAAUGGAGAACUUUCGGAGAGCCAUCGGGUUAAGAAUCAGGGAAACAAAGGAAGUCUAUGAAGGUGAAGUGAGCGAGUUGACCCCUGUCGAAACAGAGAAUCCUGCUGGAGGUUAUGGUAAAACAGUGAGUCAUGUUAUAAUCGGUUUAAGAACUGCAAAGGGCAGUAAACAGUUGAAGUUGGAUCCCAGCAUCUACGAGGCUCUUCAGAAGGAGAAAGUUGAGGUUGGAGAUGUAAUUUAUAUUGAAGCAAACAGUGGGGCUGUUAAACGACAAGGUAGAUCUGAUGCAUAUGCAACUGAAUUCGAUUUGGAGGCAGAAGAAUAUGUUCCAUUACCCAAAGGAGAUGUACAUAAAAAGAAAGAAGUUGUGCAGGACGUAACUUUGCACGAUUUAGACGCAGCAAACGCAAAACCACAAGGGGGGCAGGACGUGUUAUCGAUGAUGGGGCAAUUAUUGAAGCCCAAAAAAACGGAAAUCACCGAUAAACUGCGUAAGGAAAUCAACAAAAUUGUCGACAAAUACAUCGACCAGGGGAUCGCGGAGCUGGUUCCGGGCGUUUUGUUCAUCGACGAGGUUCACAUGCUCGACAUUGAAACCUUCACGUACCUGCACAGAGCUCUGGAAAGCACUAUAGCCCCCAUAGUGAUUUUCGCUACCAAUCGCGGCCGGUGCGUGAUCAGGGGCACGGACGACAUUUACUCCCCCCACGGCAUUCCCCUGGAUCUCCUCGACCGGCUGCUCAUCAUCAGAACGAAGCCGUACCAGAGGCAGGAGAUGGAGCAGAUCCUGAAGCUGCGCGCCAGCACCGAGGGGCUCGAGAUCGAAGCUGAAGCUCUCUCGAUUCUCGGGGAGGUUGGCGUUAAGGCCACUUUGAGAUUUGCCGUUCAACUUUUGACGCCCGCUUUCCUCACCGCCAAAAUUAACGGCAGAGCGAACAUCACAAAAGCGGAUGUUGAGGAAGUCAGCACUUUGUUCUUGGACGCCAAAGCGUCCGCUGUUAUUUUAAGCGAAAAUCAAUCCAAAUUUAUGAAGUAAUUUAGUUUAAGGUGUUUUAUAAAAAAAUAAAUAAAAAUGUUCAUUAA
Messenger RNA from Brassicogethes aeneus, 1456 nucleotides. NCBI's taxonomy places the organism in Eukaryota, Metazoa, Arthropoda, Insecta, Coleoptera, Nitidulidae. The record is from the annotation of a GenBank genome assembly.